Electrophorus electricus (electric eel) is the source of this 4137-nucleotide messenger RNA. Lineage: Eukaryota; Metazoa; Chordata; Actinopteri; Gymnotiformes; Gymnotidae. The record is from RefSeq and is a predicted model, not a curated record.
CACCUCGAGGUGUCAUGCAGAAGAGACCGCAGCCGUGAAAUAAUACCAGCCUACAUGCAAAUCCGCCUCCGAAGGCGAGCGGUCGGGCCGGGCUGUCUGCGAUAGUGAUGUCGUCAUGUGCUGGAUGCCAGUGCAAGGCGUCUGACGGCAAAGCGCUCGCGCUACAGAGCCCAGCGGCGCGCGCAGAUACAGCUCACGGGCGCAGCGCGUUCAGACCAAUGGCUCACAGCGGAAACGACGCUUUAUUCCGCGGCUGGUUGAUGACUACGGCUUAAUCGCUUCGGUAAGACGCGGCUGGGGAGACAGAAACACCCCCCCCACCCCCCAAAAAAAUCUCGACAUCGCCAGCGCGACCAUGAAUCCGGCGGAGCAAACGGUUACAUGGCUCAUCACACUCGGUGUGUUGGAGUCCCCGAAAAAGACCAUUUCGGACCCCGAUGGGUUUCUGCAGUCCUCGCUGAAGGAUGGGGUUGUCUUGUGCAGGUUACUGGAGCGGCUACGUCCGGGUACCACUGAUAAAAUUUUUCAGGACCCCAAAAACGACUGCGAGUGUCUAAGCAACAUAACGGAGUUCCUUAAAGGCUGUGCGGCGUUCCGUGUCGAGCCGUUUGAGGCUGGUGACCUGCUGCAAGGUCAGAACUUCAGCAAAGUCCUCACCACGCUAGUAGCCCUCAACAAAGUGACCGCAGAUAUCGGCUUAGGCAGCGACUCCGUGUGCGCCCGCCACUCAUCUACCCACCGCAUCAAGUCCUUUGAGUCCCUGGUGUCCCAGACUUCACUGGGACGGUCAUCCAAGCUGCUCCACAACCAGUUCAGAAGCUUGGAUAUGACGGAGAACAGCACCACCCAGCUGGUGGUGAAAGCACGCUUCAACUUCCAGCAGACCAACGAGGAUGAGCUGUCCUUCGCCAAGGGCGACAUCAUCGGCGUCACCCGCAUGGAGGAGGGUGGGUGGUGGGAGGGCACUCUCGGUGGAAAGACGGGCUGGUUUCCAAGCAACUACGUCAGAGAGGUCAAAGGUUGUGACAAACAGGUCUCCCCCAAGUCUGGAACAAUGAAAAGCCCCCCUAAAGGGUUUGACACAACUGCCCUCAGCAAGACCUACUACAACCUGGUGCUACAAAACAUUUUAGAAGCAGAAACCGAGUACUCAAAGGAUCUCCAGAGUCUUCUGUCCAACUACCUGAGACCAUUGCAGAACGCUGAAAAGCUCAGCCCGGCAGAUACCGGUGUCGUGCUCGGAAACCUGGAGGAAAUCUGCACUUUCCAGCAAACCCUUGUCCAGUCACUGGAGGACUGCACCAAACUACCCGAGCUGCAGCAGAAGGUAGGGGCCUUCUUUUUGAACCUGAUGCCCAGAAUGAGAGCUCUGUACACGGCCUACUGCUCCAACCACCCCUCGGCUGUCAGCGUGCUCACCGAUCACAGUGAGGAACUCGGCGAGUUUAUGGAGGGUAGAGGGGCAAGUUCUCCUGGCAUCUUCACCCUGACCACAGGCCUUAGCAAACCGUUCAUCAGACUAGAAAAAUACCCCACCCUGCUGAAAGAGCUGGAGAGACACAUGGAGGAAGGUCACCCAGAUCGGACAGAAAUCCAGAAGUGCAUGACCGCAUUCAAGAAUCUUUCUGCGCAGUGUCGGGAGGUGCGGAAGCGCAAGGAGCUGGAGUUGCAGAUCCUGACCGAGUCCAUCCGCCUGUGGGAGGGGGAGAGCAUUAAGACCCUGGGCUCCGUGCUGUAUCUGAGCCAGGCCCUGGUUCAGCACCACGGCUGUGAGGAGAGGAAUGAACGUUACCUCUUACUUUUCCCUCACGUGUUAGUGAUCAUCUCCGCCAGCCCAAGGAUGAGUGGCUUUAUCUACCAGGCCAAGCUGCCUUUAAGUAGCAUGACGGUCACUCCAUUAGAGGACUCGGAGAACCAGAAGAAUACCUUUGAGCUCUCCGGAAGUGCGUUUGAGAGGCUACGGGUUGUGUGCUUCAGUAAGCACGACCAGCAGGACUGGCUGGAGCACCUCAACCGCCAGACCAAGCACACCUCUCUGGCUACGCCCAUCAUGAAGCCGCUUACGGUUCCCUGCCACACGCUCCCCUCUCACCCUCUUACUCCGUCCAGACACGCGGAGAGCCGUAGCCUGACUGUGGCUCCUGCCUACCACACCCUCCCUCACCCCUCCUCUCACGGAGCCCCGCACAGCACCAUGAUGUGGGGGCCCCUGGAGCCCCCCAAAACCCAGAAGCCUUGGAGCCUGAGCUGCCUGCGGCCUGCGCCCCCCCUCCGGCCCUCGGCUGCUCUCUGCUAUAAAGAGGUCAGUCUGGGCGGUUAUGCAGGGGUAUCCUUCCUCAAUCCUUCCUCAAUAUCUCUCUCUCUCACAUUGCUACAGGAUCUCAAUAAAAGCCCCAAAAGCAUGAAGAAGCUGCUACCCAAGAGAAAGCCAGAGAGGAAGCCUUCUGACGAGGAGUUUGCGUUGAGGAAGAGUACUGUAGCUCUGGAGGAGGACGCUCAGAUCCUGAAAGUGAUUGAGGCCUACUGUACAAGUGCCAAAACCAGACAGACUCUUAAUUCAAGACGAGAUGCUACAGAAGAGAAGAUGAUUGGAAAAGAGACGAGAAACAACAGACAGACCAUUAUGGAGGAAAAGAGUCUGGUUGAUGUCGUUUACGCUUUGAGACAUGAGGCCCAAGGAAUUAAGCAGGAGAAUAAGAAAAUAAUUCGAUAUCUGGAAGAGGAGCAGAGAGCUCGCAAAGAUCUGGAGAGGGUUGUAUGGAAAGUACUAAAGAAUAUGAACGACCCAUCUUGGGAUGAGACCAAUUUAUGAGGUGUGUGUGUGUGUGUAAGAGAAAGAUAGAGUGACUUGUUAAAAUUUACUUGACGCAUCCAAAUUUUUCAAAAUCUCACUAAUGAGUCAUGGGCAGUAUCUGAGAAGUGCUGCUGCUGUAGGACUCCGUUCUGCCUACUGGACUCCAACCUGCUACAGUCCCAGGAUCUGAGCGCUUUAGGGUUUACGUACGCUUUCAAACAGAGCUUUGUGAGGUUUUGAAAGAAAGCGACAGUGCCAGAAACUUUGAACUGUGACGUUGUACCAGAGUUAGACAGAGAUGACUGUGUGUUCAUACUGUCACCUGCUCAUCUAAUUUCUGAGAGACAUUUUGGUAUACGUGGGUAUUGCAUUACGUCCCAGUUCUGUUAAAAACUUUAGCAUUUUUAACCAAAAUUCCAGGUUGGAUUGUUUAUUUCAAGCUAUGAAUUAAUCAGUGAUGAGGAAUUGUAGUUAAACGUGAAGGAAAGCUUAACUGGCAAAAGGUUAAUUGAUGAUCUCGUGAUUUUAACAUUUCAGAAAUCAGAAAUAAACAAUAGCUUUAAUUGAUAGGGAAAUCAUGAACUCACAACUGACAAGACCAGGUAACUAUGGUUGCAGACAAGUUCCCUCCUGAACUGAGAUCAGUGUUCAGCUGCAGUGAUGGUAUUGUAAGGAACUUAAAGGUUCCACCCACAUUUCCCCUCAGCUCCUGCUAAUACACGUCAGUCUCAUUCUGUCCAGUAAUUGUCCAUUAUGUGCUAAUAUUGUCUUAUUAGUGAUCUGUUUUUUCCACAUAUUGCUCCACAAGGUACUAGAUGUACAGAAAUUCACACACCUAUAUUUGUAUUUCAUUCAGAAAAUAAGCUUCCUAUACUGACUCGUUCAGUUAUGUUUCAGUGCCACACACUCGAACACCUGAGCGGCAGGUUGUAUACGUCAAGUGACCAUGAGCCAUAGCUCAUCUGCCUCUUGUCUGUUUUUGCCUUCGUGCUCUUUUAACUUGCAUAUUGAAAGUGGUGACGCUUGCUCAGAAACACCUACCAAGCGUCAUGAAGAAACGCAUUGGUCUGCUUGCGUUUGUUUACUGCACAGCCUGCUGGGCCAUGCCCACUCUGUCUGAAACGGCACUUCCUCUCUGUGAGGCCACAUGUGAAACCUUUUUAUGUCCUGCUCUUUUGGCAAGAAGUCACUGGAGACUGUGAUGUACUUCAGACAACAAUAACCUCAUCAAAAUGCAUCCAAGGUAUUUAUUAAAGAUGACCCUUGACCCCUAGAUGACCACCUUUUGUUGACGCCACUGUAUAUAACCUCUGUAAAUAAAAACCUUGACUUAUUUGCUUUUA